This is a messenger RNA of Jatropha curcas, 1519 nucleotides long. RefSeq lists its product as uncharacterized. NCBI's taxonomy places the organism in Eukaryota, Viridiplantae, Streptophyta, Magnoliopsida, Malpighiales, Euphorbiaceae. The record is from RefSeq and is a predicted model, not a curated record.
AGUUGAGAAGCCUACAUUGGUACUUUCACUCCUCGAUGCAAUCAUAAAAAUCCAUUAGCAUUAGAUUCAUUUCUUGUCCCACAUGAAAAAAGAGCACACCAAACAUCAAAACAAAAGCCAACAACAAGAAUCAACAUGGAGAAGCGAGAAAGCACGUAUAAACAAGGCAGACGGAAGCCGCAAUUAGGCUCCGGUGGUGGAGCUAACAUUGGAGGUCUGGUUCUGACAGGUGGAGCCUUGGCCGUUGCAAGUUUGGUGGGUUUUGCUCUACACAGAGGUAAAAGAAGAGGUGGUAAUGAGACCAGCAGCCGCCGCCAACGGCGGAAAGAAGAUCAAGCAAAUCAAGGGCUGCGUUUCAUCCUUCAAAAUUCACCUCCAACUUCUCUUUCAAAUUCAUGCUGCUCAAAUAAUGGAUCAAUAAAGGUGGUUGCAACCCAGGUUGACUCUUGUGAGUUGGUCUCUACUGAAAGUUUGGUGUCGGUUGAAAAUCCUGCAUAUACAAUCAACUGCAGAAAUGAGAUCUCUAAUGGUGAUACUGAUUAUGAGAAGAAGAUCCUACUCAGUGAUGAGUCAAAACAAGAUGGCGUUAAAUCUUGGGAUAAGCAUGGUGAGAUUGAAGAAUUUUCAUUUCCAGUGCUUGAAAACAUCAAGAAUGAUUCUUUAAUGGAAAUAAUAGGGUUUGAUAAAGAGGAGAAAGCGACGGAUGCUGUGGAGGAAAAUAUAGAGAAAACUUUAUCAGUGCAUUCAGUUAUGGAGGAAGAAAAAAAGGACGACGACAACCUUGACAAGGAUGAUGAUAAGGAGGAGGAGGAGGAGGAAGAGGAGGAGGCAGCGGUGGUGGCGAAAGAGACAAAAGAGGAGUUGAUCUUUGUGGAAAGAACUGAUGAUGAUAAUGAACCACCCUCAAUAGAAAUAACUGAGAAAGAAGCAACUGAUGAUACUCCAAAGACAAUGACAGACAUACCUUCAUCAAUGAAUUCUAUCAUAGAAAAAGAGGACUGCGCAUAUAGCAAUGAUGAUUAUGUCAUUGAGAAGGAUAAAGACAAUUUAAAGGGAACAAAGAGUUCUUACACUGGUUCCAAUGCUGAGGAAAUUUGGCCAGCGGCAUCAGUUGAGGCAUUGUCACAGAGGAUCAGGUGCAGACUGCAACACUCUGGAGCCAAAAUUAUGGAGGAAGAAGAAGAACAACCCACAGUAAUCAAAGAGUGUAAUCACCUCGACAAUGGCAAGACUGAUGUCCUAUGUAAUUGCAGAAAUAAUUAUGAAACCACAGAAAAUUCAAUGGUCAUGCAGAAAGAAGAAACCAAUUUAAUUAGAAGGAGAUUAUUGGGUAGGUACAUGGUAGUGCUAGCAUUGAUGUUGCUACUUUUAUUUACACAUCGCUUAUCUUACUUGUCUUCUUAGUUGUGAAUCUUGCCGAAACAGACGAAUUAAGAUUUUUGAAAUGUAAUAAAGUAAUCAAGGAACACGAGAUCUCAUAAUGCAAUUCUGAAAUAAAUUGAUGUGUUAUUCAUGAAAA